Paramisgurnus dabryanus is the source of this 911-nucleotide messenger RNA. The record is from RefSeq and is a predicted model, not a curated record. NCBI's taxonomy places the organism in Eukaryota, Metazoa, Chordata, Actinopteri, Cypriniformes, Cobitidae.
AAACGGCCUAUAUAUGGACAUGAUCUCGUAUAUAAAGCAGCAAAUUUAAAUAGAAAAGCAUUACAGUCCGGAUUGAGAUACUUCUGUGCAGGUGUAUUUCGUCUUUGGUACCAAACGGAAACUUAGGGUACAGCCCCAGUGACAGAAAAGGUCUGCGGAUCUUAUUUAUUGCUCACUGUCAAUUCACAAUUAGCACCAAUGAAACCAUUUCAAAGACAAAGAAUAUUCUGUUCUCAGCCAAUGGGGGACAAAUCUGUUAACGCACUUCCUGGAAUUGGUCCUGUGUUGGCUGAACGACUUGAAAAGAUUGGAAUAAGAAGAGCAUAUGAGGUCCUAGGUCGUUUCCUGGUCUUGGGGAUGGAUGAGUGGAAGUUUAAGAGCUGGCUUAGAGACUCAUGUGGAGCAAGUGCAAAGCAUCAAAGUGAUUGUUACAACUGUCUGAGGGAAUGGACAGAUUAUUUUUUGUAAAGUCGACAAAACUGGUUGCCUUUCAUGUUAAUGUUAUUUAUUAUAAAAGCUUCUGCAAAUGUAAGGUUGCGUCUUAUAAAUGUGCCUUUAGCUUUACUGCAUAUGGCUUUAGUAAGGAAACACAUGUUUCUGUUUACGUCACAUAAUAAGAGAAAAUAAUGCAGCACAGUGCAAAAUUAUUUGUAUUCUUAUGUUGUUUAUAUUAUUCAUCAAUAUUAUUAUAUCAUAUAAUAUCAUGUUUAUUAUUUAUUAAUAAUAUAUUAAUAUGAUAUAAAAUAUUAAUAAUGUAAACAGCCUGUAAUUUGUGGGAAGGCUUAGCAGUGGCUUAAAGAAUAAAAAUUAGACAAAUAUUUUACUUCUUUUUCAUAAUAUUGAUUUUUAAUGCUUUUAUCAGCCACAAAGUAAGCAUUCAGUUACCUUCAUUUAGGACUUUUCUCAUUAAA